Durusdinium trenchii is the source of this 2535-nucleotide messenger RNA. The record is from the annotation of a GenBank genome assembly. Lineage: Eukaryota; Dinophyceae; Suessiales; Symbiodiniaceae.
AUGGUAAAGGAGGACACCACUGACAUGGAGGAUCCUGAGAAGAAUGAGACGACUGGAAUCGCCGCAGGCCCUGCUCCAGCCUCCUACGCUGCGACCAAGCAAGAGGUGGCAGAGGAGGAGGACACCGAUCGCUUGUUGCCGAAGAAGAUGCCGAAGGGUGGCUUUCCUCACUUGGACAUCACGCGCAUCGUUUGUGUCAUGCUCGUCGCCAUCGACCAUGGCAGCGCCAUGUACUCGGAGUGGAACGUCAUCUAUGUGCAGCAAUGGACGCUCCAAUGGAUUGUUCUCGUCUCCGGCGUGAGCUUUUGUCUUUCUGGCAAGCCAUUGAUGGGCUACCUGGCCCGGCUGGGCACCUAUGCCGCGGUGGGGAUCAUGGUGAACUGGUCGGCCUGGAUUUGCAUGGGCUUGGACUGGGAGCACGACUUCUUCAACGUGGUCUUCCAGAUGUGGUUCAUCAUUGGGCUGAUGCUCUUUUGCACCAUCCUCACGCCCUUGAAGCAUUGGUUGUCAGAGGAUGCCAAAAAGCUUGAGCAAGAAGAGCCGCUGCCAUCGGCCCCACCAGGUGAUGAGGGCGUCUUGAACAUUGUGCUCAUGAUCGUGAUGGUGAUCCUGGCCAUUGGUAUCUUUUGUGUGGUGCUCUUGCCCAGGUUGGUAAAUCCAUUCCUGGCCCCGGUGAUGCUUCACUUCACCCGCGCGAUUGGUGGUGACGACAAUGUCUGGGGUUUGCCCGGCAAUAUGAAAGAAGCAAAUGAUUUCAUCACGCACCUUUGCACCUAUGCCUUCCUCACCUUGUCCAACCUCUUCUUGGUGAGGAUGUUCCGGACGGUUCACGUGAAGCCCAGCGUCAUCCCGUGGUUCAUGAUCGUGAACUCUUUGAUCAACCGCGCGCUGAUGUAUCGGGGCCCUGAAGAAAGGCCAUUCCACUUGCUCGACAUCAUGAUCCUGGGGAUGGUGACCCAAACCUAUGGUCUGAUGUAUCGGAAGACAGUGGGCGACUAUGUUUGCCGAUAUUGGUUCGUCCUGCUCAUUGCAUUUGCUAUCAUCUACCCUCCAUACUUGGACAAGCGCCUGGAUAUGUACCCCACCUUCGACCGAAUCCUCAGGAGCAAAGUCGAAGUCAUGGAAGCUAUUUGCCUGUUGGCCUGGCUUUCAGCCAGUGAUCGAUUCUUUUCUCGGGAGAUCUUCACCGAGGAUCGCUUAGGCUUCCUCAACGACUGGGCGCUGCUCGUCUUCCUCAUCCACAAGGAGAACGGGACGACCCAACCAGGCAAUGCACCUGAUUUUCGGGCUUCCCUACUCCUGGAUCGUCCUGGUGGCCCUGAUUCCAGUGGGGCGCCCGAGAAUCCCGAGAUCUGUGUGGCCGUGUCGCUUCUGCUGGGCCUGGCGGCCAGCGAGCCCACCGGGGUGGCACCGGCACAAUGGCCACUGGGGACCGCCACCGCAGCGGAGAGCAACACGUCCUGGCCCCAGGGCUUCCAGCCCCCACGCUUGGGCGAUUGGCCCAUGGAUCCUGACGGCAGGCCCAUCUCUUGCUGGGAUGUGACGACGCUGCACGAUCAUGCGAAGGGUUGGCCUGGGCUGUGUCUGGGUCUCUUCAACACGGGCUUAGAGAAGGUCACUGACAUGCAGACCUGCAAGAAUGCCUGCGUGGGGGACCCUCGCUGCAGCGUGUGGCAGUUCAACAUCAAUGACAACCAGCCCUCGUGUUGGAUAGGCGUGGGUGGCUUUGACUGCGACUUCCGAAGCGGACAAGCUGACGCUAUCCACGUGGAGGGCGCGGAGCGUGUGCAGCAUGGCAAGGUCCAUGUGUACAAGACCUUGGCUGGCAUGAAGAUCAACAGGCUUUACAAUUUUGGCUUGUAUGCAGAGGGCUCCCAGGACUUGAGCAUCACGCGCUGCCGGGACUGGUGCUACUCCUCGCUGAGCUGCCAGUACUGGCAGUAUUCAAAGAAUGAUGGCUGCUGGGUUGACGCCCCGUCCAUGAGCACAAAGCAGGGCAAGGAUCCUAGCAACCAGGUGGACUACCCACUGACGGCCAAUAGUGUCACCACGGGGACCCCAGAGGCGCAGAGUAUCAUCGCUGGGGAGUUUAUCCAUCACUACUGUCCCAAGCAGGUGAUGACACCGGUGAACCCUGCGCAUGUGGGCGGCGGCGACUUCUAUGCGAGCCAGCAGUCCUCCGGCCCUUCGCCCGUGGUGAUAGCCUUUGCAGUGAUCUUGGUCCUAGCAGUCUUAGGUAUGGUCGCCUACUAUUUCAUGGGCCAAAGAAACAAGCGCACCGUCUCGCACCGAAGCCUCAGUGACGAUUACGAGGAGGAGGAUGGUGGCAUGAAGAUGGCCUCUUAUGAGCAGAGCUAUCCGCCGCAAGGGCAAGCCCAGCCACCUUUGCCGCCGAGGCCGCCUCAGGGCUCUUACGGACACUAUGGGCACGGGGCACAAGCGCCCACCAUGAACUUCCAGCAGGGGGUGCCAUACAGCUCGGGGCAUCGGCCAUAUCAACAGCCCUAUCCAGGCCACAACCAGCGGCUGAUGUGA